Molecule: messenger RNA, 237 nt
Organism: Ilex paraguariensis (yerba mate)
Lineage: Eukaryota; Viridiplantae; Streptophyta; Magnoliopsida; Aquifoliales; Aquifoliaceae
Source: the annotation of a GenBank genome assembly
AUGAAUUUCCAGAAAGUAAGAUGCAAACAAAGUUGCACAUCCAUCAAUGAUGGUCCUGGAUGUUUGGUGCUGAGAUGUCCUGAUCCAUCUUGUGGUGCUGCUGUCGGUCAAGAUAUGAUUGAUAUGUUGGCUUCGGAUGAAGAUAAGGAGAAGUAUGAUCGUUAUCUUCUUAGAUCGUAUAUUGAAGAUAACAGAAAGGUAGUUGUAUAUGGGACUUGUAAACCUGCCAUUUCUUAG